Molecule: messenger RNA, 19367 nt
Organism: Equus caballus (horse)
Lineage: Eukaryota; Metazoa; Chordata; Mammalia; Perissodactyla; Equidae
Source: RefSeq, a predicted model, not a curated record
GCGGCGCCCCGAGCGGUCGACCCCACCCGCCCCGAGCAGAGGGCGCCGCGCCGAGCGGGGUAGACCGGGCCGGACGGUUGGGCUGCGUGGACUCGCGCUCCUCCUUCCCACGCAGGGUCCCCUGGCGAGGCCAGACUCGCUCGCCAUGUCGACUGCGGAGGCUAGGGGUGUUUUCCACAGAGCCCGGGGCAGGACCCUGGACGCGUUUCCCUCAGAGAAAGAAAGGGAGUGGAAAGGCCCGUUCUACUUCAUCCAAGGGGCAGACCCCCAGUUUGGACUGAUGAAGGCCUGGUCCACUGGGGAGUGUGACAGUGGCGGUGAUGAGUGGGGACAGGAGACGCGUCUAACUGAGCAAGCUGUCCGGGCCGUCAACAGGCUGAACCCCAAACCCAAAUUCUUUGUUCUGUGUGGGGACCUCGUCCAUGCCAUGCCAGGGCUAGUGCUGCCAUCACAUAACUUCAUAACUCGUGCAAUGCCAUGUGGUCAUCGCCUGUUUCCAUGUCUGGGCCCCCUCUGGACUUUGAGCUCCAUGAGAACAAAGAUAACAUCUUACUUAUGCUGGUGUGGCCAUGAUCUGGCACACAGUAGGACAGCAGGGAUGCCCUGGCGGAAGGAGCAGACGGAGGACCUGCAGCGGGUGCUCAGGGAUGUGGACAGUGAGAUCCCACUGGUCUUCGUCAGUGGCAACCACGAUGUGGGCAACGUGCCCACCCCAGAGACCAUCGAGGAGUUCCAGCAGACUUGGGGAGAUGACUAUUUCAGCUUCUGGGUCGGGGGCGUCCUGUUCCUUGUCCUCAACUCCCAGUUCUUGUACGAUGCCUCCAGGUGCCCUGCCUUGAAGCAGGCCCAGGACCAGUGGCUGGACCAGCAGCUGAGCAUCGCAGGGCAGCGGAAGUGCCAGCACGCCAUCGUCUUCCAGCACAUCCCACUGUUCCUUGAAAGCAUCGAUGAGGAUGACGACUACUUCAACCUCAGCAAGCCUGUUCGGAAGGAGAUGGUAGACAAGCUCUCCAAAGCAGGUAGUGGCCCGUGACCCCGGGUGUCUGGGUGGAAGGGUGGUCUGGAGAGGAGGUUUCUAGAUCCUUCUGCCCCUUUUCAGCCUGGCAAAGGGGAGAGACAAUGGGGCUUUGGACAGCCUGGGUUCUGAUCCCAGCUCUGCCACUCACUGGCUGUGUGGCCUUGGCCAAGCUGCCUAGCCCUUCCAAGCCUCAGUUUCCUCAUCUGUAGAGAAGGAUUAGCUGAAGUAGCUCUUGUAUAGGAUGGUUGUGAGGAUUAAAUGAGACGACACCUGUAAGUCAUUAAAACAGCCCCUAGGCUACCACACACCUCGUUUCUCCUCCUGGUAGCACCUGCAGUAUUCCUUUCUUGAAAAAACGGUAUGUUCUCAGCCAAUUCCCUGAGUUACCAGUGCCUUGACAGGAUUCCAAUUUUGACAACUGUUGUGUCUCUUUUUUUGGUCCUAAUGCCUCCCUCCAGAUCUUUCCAGAGUGUACUUCAUCACACUCUUCUAAAAUUUAAAUAUAUUCAUUUAUUUGUUAGGGGAUAGGGAGAAGGGGGUGGCCUGAUCCAGUAGCAAGCAUUCAUUUAAAAAAAAAAUCCCAACACUCUUCUUUUCAUUUUUGAGCAUUAAAUGUGUUCACAUUUACUUGUGAAAAGUACAAUAGGCCCUUCUGUGUUUUUGAGACAUUUUACAAAAAGCUUGCAUAAUUGGAGACAUUUUCCAACUGCUCCAUGGAGAUGUGGUUGGAAAACUUCUAUUAAGGCCUUUGAAAUUUUCUGCCAUGCUUGAGUUGGUGCAGAAAACCGUUUUGAUGACAAGGAAGUGAAGUGUCAAGAUGGCAUCAGCACCACCAUGGAGACUGUUUUCUAACAGAGAAUAAUGCCAGAGAGAACAUUUAAUGCCACCGAAAUGAUUCUUUUCAUAUCAAAUGUUAAAUGAUGCAAAUGCCAUCCCCAUGGCUGCUCUUUGUUCCCUGUUCUUGUCAACCCCAUUCUUGAGUGGCACGUGGUUCUGCAUCUCCCAUCAUAGGAUGGAGCACACGCAGCCCACAAGCACUCCCAGAUAUUAGACCUAUGGAUAUUUAUAAAAAGAGAUGCCCUCAGCUCUAACAGGGCAUCCUCGGGAGGAGCUUACUGCCCACCCACCAGGAACCCCAGAAGGUGACAUUGUAUCUGGGAUGCACCAGCCACCUCCUGCAUCAGGCCUGCAGCCCUGCAAGCUCAGGAAGGAUUUGUUGGCACACCCAGAGCUGCUCCGUGUCUUGGAGGUGGGCUCCCCUUGCUCCGGCUCACAGAAAGUGGAAUCUACCACCAGAAUGCCAAUUGGCCGAUUUAGGGCAAGACUGAAGUCCUCCCCUCAGCCCCAGCAGCGCAGUCUCUCCCGUCGGCAGAGCACCGUGGGAAGCCAGAUUAUGAUCGGGAGGUUGCUUGCUAAGCAGGAGACAGAAGAGGGGAGGCAGUUUGCUUAUUCCACUCCUCAUGGCAUCAGGCGGUGGAACCCUGAUGGAUCUGUCUCCAGUAGGGCCUCCUUGCCCAUGAAGCCUCGGAUAUUUCACGUGCCUCUAAUUCUACCUCCUUAGUGUCUCUCCAGCCCACCCACCUCUUUAGGCUACCCUUGACUCUCAUCAGGGUCGUAGCAACAGCUCUGAGUUGCUCCUGCUGCCCCACUCUUGCUCCAUUUUAGUCCAUUCUCCACCUAGCAGCCAGAGAGGCAUGUGACUCCAGAGCCUCCAACCCUUCUGAGGCCCCCUUCACCCCCAGAAUCAGGCCAGCUCCUUGCCCUUCCCCAUCUUCUGUGCCUUUUCCAUGUCACCUGGCCAACACCUACUCACCUUUGACACCUUGUGUCUGAGGUGCCCCCCGCAGCUCUGCCUCCCCCCGGGUUCUUCCUCAGCUUUCCGUGAUCCCAGCGGAUUUGUGAGUGUUGACUUGUCUGAGUUCCCCACUAGACUCCCAGCUCCUUGAGCACAGGGACGCUGUUCUAGUCAUCUCUGCAUUUGGGAGGCCUGGCUCAGGUCUUAGCUCAUAGUAAACGCCGCAUCGGCAUUUGUGGGAUGAAUGCAGGACUCAAACUCUAACUCAGGCUCCUUCCCUCAGCAGCCGCCUGCCACAGCUCACUUCUUUGUUUAGCACCCGCUGUUUGCCAGGCACAGAGUAGACCAGGUCAGGCUCCCCAGGGAACUCCCGGGCACAGCCUUUCCCUGGUGUGUUCUGAGUGUCAGCACAAGCACACAGCCUCGAAGUCCUUCGGUCUUGGGUAAAGCCACUUGUGUGUCUCCCUGCUCUGAUCCACGUGCUGGUUUUUCAGGUUCAUGCAGUGGUUGAUUUCUCUCUUCCCAAGUGGCCCCCCACUAUUCCCACGAGGCACCAAGUUCACGGAUAAAAAGGCGUCCUCUUCUUGGCCACUGGCCUUAGGAUCUUGACCUAAACCUGUUUAACCAGGGAAAACCAGAGAGAUGCAUGCCCUUCCUGCAGUCACCUGUCAGUUUCAGUGUCUUGGCUAACCGGGCCCUCUGCUUAACGGCCUUUCAAACACACAACAGACUGCGGGCAACGUCAGGAAGAGCCCGGAUCUGGGGUGGACACAGCUCAGGGCCCGGCUGAGUGAGCUGCUUGGUUUGGAAGCCCGGGUAGGUGGGCUCUCGUGGAGAGUGCGUGCGCCCGUGACUCAGUCGUGCAGAAGAUUGCUUCCGGUCGUGCCAGUGUAAUUUGAACUCCUUUUAGAAAGCCAGAAGUUCAAGUGACAUUUUGUAAAAUUCGUUAACUUAAAGACCGUGAUAGAAUUGGGGGUGACGGUGGCAGAUGGUAUUUAACACUGCCUCCAGCUUUCCCCCGUGGCAAUGUUACUCCCUAAUACUAUUUCAGUCUCAUUUAUCUCCUUGUGCUAAAAUGCCAGUGCUCAAAAAUAUGUCAAAAGCUCAUCAGAAUAUCAGGGUAGCUUUUAAUUAUGAUAAUUGUGUUGUUAUAAAAUAUCCUUUUAAAGAGCACAUCCCUCCUUGAACCACCAUGGAGGUAAAACCCAGCUUCCUUCCAGCAAGCUUAAUGAAUAAUUCUGAAUCAUUGUGUGGGAUGAAUAAAUGAUUUGAUAAAGAACAUCAACAAUCAUCUCACAUUGUUGCAUUAAUUUUUUAAAUGGGAUGAAGUAAGUGAGGAGGUGGGGUGUUACUAUACAAUGGGCCACGGUGUCUGCAGGGCUGAGUUCUGGGAAUCAAAGCCUGCAGGUUUCCCUAGAAACGGAUACAUUCUGUUUCUACUUUUGAAGCUCAAUAAAAAGCCUUCUUUGUAUGACCCAGAAAUGUUGUCAAUAGCCAGUACAAAUACACAGUUACCGGGGCAGGACAGAGGCACAGAUGUGAAGUGGCCCCGUCAUUCUCUGUCUUCUUUUGCUCUGCCGGAGGAUAAUCAAUUUCAUCACAUCCAAGGGAUGUAGAAAUUGGUUUUCCCUUAAUUCACCUGAUCGCUAGUUGGAGUUGCAAAGACAGAUAAUAGAUAAUGAAAUCUUGGUUGAACCUGACCAUCGUCUCCAUCCCUCAUGUCUUUUUCGGCAAAAAGUUAAUAUGUGACCUAGUUAAUGUGGAUUCUAAUUUAAAAACUCAAUCUUAAAAAACGAAAGUCUAGCUCUUUAACUGACCCUGUUUCUCUUGAUGUCUCCAUACCUUUUCUUUUUCCCAUUCUCAACAGAGAGAUUAGAACUGCGUAGUAGAGAGCCCAGAGCAAGUUUGGCAAUUAUGAAAAAUUCCAGUAAGUUGAUCUUUCCUGCAAAAGCUAAUAAGUAAUUUCACAGAAUUAUAGUUUCAUCUCCAGUAUUUAUGCUUUUUUAAUAAAACUGGAGAGAGAGAUCUUAGUCCAUGCUUUUAUGGCUUUUGAAUUUCAAAAUGUAAAGAACAAAAAGGUUAGGUUUCCACUUUAUAGGGAAAUAAAACAUCAGUUCCCACUCUAAUAUCUUACUUGCGUUGUAUUGAAAUUAUUUGUUUACGUCCUGAUUCCUUUAGGAAAUGGGGUCCCACCUUUGUUCACCUCUGUAGGCCCAGCCGCUAGCCAAGACUGGCACAGAGUAGCCCCUAAGUAAAUAUUGGUUAAAUGGAAUUGAAUUAAACUUGGUUCAAAUCUCUUUAUCAGUAGAAUCAUAGGUAAUGUCUGUAUUACCUAUGGAUUGGUGUUUACCAACUGACUUUGGGAUGGGAAAUGUAUACAUUUUGGGCUAUAGUCUGUAGUGAUGACUCAGUUCUGCCUUUGUAGCAUGAAAGCAGCCACAGAUGAUACAUAAGCGCAUUGCACAGCUGUGUUCCAAUAAAACUUUAUUUACAAAAAUAUGGGUGGGCAUGCAGGUCAUGGUUUGCCCACCCUUGGCUUAGAGACGUAUUCCCGUUACGGUGUGACACUCUUGCUCUCUACGCAGUGUACAUACAUCUAAUUCCAGGAUGCUUCUGGUGACCCCACUCUGACGCCUGCCUGACUCACUCGAGGGUCUCCCCAGAUCGAGCCUCAGAAGCCUCAUGGAGGGCGUGCCUGGCGAGGCGCAUUCCACUGGAGGCCAUUGAUGUGAUGGGGCAGGGUACAUGGUGGCACUUAAAAUCUAAUCCCUGAGUGUUUACUUUAACGUGUGUUAGAAAGAAUAUAACUAGCUCAUCACUUUAAAGAAAAAUAUUAGGCGAGUAAUAGUGCGGCUAGUAUGCAAGUGAUGCAGAACUUGUGAGGUCGCUCAGGGGUGAAGCGUUCACACCAGUGGGAUGGGUGAGGCCAUAUGACAUCACGGGUGAGCAGACAGCCUUUUGGCUUUGGACACACCAGGUUCAAAUCAUUUGGUCCUCCUUCCCUAGUCAAUGGCUUCAUGUAAGCUGCGAACAGCUUUCUGCCUUCAUGUCCUCACGUGUUGGAUGUAUUCAUCCCAGCCUAAUUGGGUUGGUGUGAGAAUCAAAUAAAGAGAGGCACGUAUAAAAGCAUGCCUGGCUCGUCAUGUGUGCUUGAUCAAGGGUUGUAUGAUGUCAGAUGACCCUGGACCGUGUUGUGAGCCCACGGCGGGCAAUCUGCUUUGGUUGGGGUCUGGUUUUACCCUGUAGCCACAACGGUGCUUCUCACCCUUGGGGUGCUGCCAGGAGAGGGGGAGGACCUGCUUGCCAGGCUGUACCUCAGAAUCUCCAGGUCAGGAGAGGCAUGUCGAAUUUGGGGAUAUGCUUGCAGUUUGCUAGCAUAACUUUACAAAUGGAAAAAGGAAGCAAUUAGCAACUCUUUUCACAAUACGAACUAUAGGAAGUGAAGGUAGACAAAAAACCUCUUGGCUCCUGGGAUAUGCAGGAAGAUAGACUGUGUCUCGGGGAGUCUGAGAUUUUUCAGAGUAGACGAGGAAUGUUACUUUUAGUUUUAUCAAAAGGGGGUAUUAGUUUAAAAGAUUAGGAAGCGCUAAACUGGAUGGAAAAUUCCUAUGGCAUUUAGUGAUAGAAUUUGACUCUAAAUCUGUUUUUUUAAAGUGUAUACCUCAUCAAUUAAUGUGUUAAAUAAACACACCUUUGAAUGCAUAAUUUCAUAGAUUUUUCUGAAUCUAGCAAAUGUGUCCCCAAGACAAUGGCAGUGAUCUUCUGAUGUCCUCUGUUUAAACAACUAUCUUAGCGAUUCUUUUUUUGACCAACUUUUAAGUGAGAACUCACAGUUUUUUUAAGCAUCCGUAGAAUCCAGAGUUUGUAGGGGCAUAACAGCUUAAGGCAUCUUCCUUAAUAGAUAUUUGAUCCUGAACUCAUUUUUCCCAGGUUUGGUCUGUUUUAUGUUUUGAUUAAUUCACCAUAAAACAUCACUUUAGUCAUUGACGUCUGUGUUUCAUUCACUAUAAACCUAGAGAAAAGACCAACUGCGGAAGCUACAUCUGGUGUGAAGUGAUGGAUUACGUUUCUCACUUUGGAGGUAUCCUUAACAGUUGGGCUAAUUAAAGUUAAAAUCAAGUCCUGAUGGUAAAUAUUUAUAAAUCGAGAACCUGGCGUGUUUAAAUGUGUGUGCGGGUUCCCGAAGUUAAGUCAACAUUUAUUCACUCAACAAAUAGCAUGGGCCCUGUGCUAGGCACUGAGGACAGGAAUGAACAAAACUGACUCAGUUCCUUCUCUGUUUUGGAGAUCACUCUCAAACUAAAAGUUAAAAAUCUUGUUGAAAAAUCGCAUUGCUCUCUUGCUCCCGAGCCCAUUUUAAAUUUGGAUUAUUGACACAAAAGAGGAAAGACAAGAGUUUUUCUUACACGUGUCCUUUACAGGAGGCACUGUCCUACACGCCGUUGAAGUCCGGGUGAGGAGCUCCCUGCAGUCCGGUUGCCCAGGGAGAAGGGCCAGGUCUGGGCUAGGUGCUGCCGCCUUAGCCACGAGCCUCCCACUGGGCCGCCCUGCCUGGGCGGGGCCUCAAGGUCUGCGCUUCUGUAUCGCUCAGGGGACCGUAACCUCACUUCCUCCGUGGUACCACCCAAGGGAGAUACCUAACAAAACAGUUUUGCUCCUGAAAAAGGCAAAAGAUUGACAAGCUUCUGGAGAGCCGUGGCUCACGUUCAGUUUUGUUAUUACUCACGUUCUUGUCAGUGGCUGCCUCAUUGCCACCACAGCCGCCACAGCAGCCCUACAUGGUCUUGGCAUUCUGUCCCUUUUACUGACGAGCAAACUAAGUCCUGGAGGCUGAAUCUCCUGUUCAGGUCACAGAGGUGUGAGGCAGGAUAGUAAGAUCGCAGGGUUUUGUGGGGCUCAGAGGAGGAUAUCCAACACAUUGACAUGUGUCUGGCUCCUGGUGAGUGCUCACUAAUGGUAGUGCUAUUCAUAUCCAUCUUACUGUCAUUAUUAUCUUAUAAAAAUAUUUUAAAUGACUUCACAUUAGAUAAAUUGAUGUGUAAGGAACAUAUUUCCUCUUUUUCCAUGAGUCCAUACCUCUGACCCAUUGCUGGGUUGCUGGAGUAUUGCCAGAACUGGAACCCAAGUCUUUCUGACCAUGUUCUUUUCUUCUACUCCUCUGCCCAGCAUGCUGGGGUCCCAUGUCCCGGAGAGAGCCCCCUGUUGUGCCACCAAAGGGUGCUAGAAGCCACAGGGUAACCAGCUUCUUCGAGUAUCAGUUUUACUCCAUAAGCCAUUUAAAACACAAUUAACAUUACAUUAAUACAAUAAUAAUUAACACAUAUUAAAUACUUUACUACAGGUGCUAUUGUCUCAUGUUAUAGACAAGGAAACCAAGGCACAGAGAGACCAGUCGGCUUGCUCAGCUUCACACAGCUGGGAAGUGGCAGAGCUGGGCUCGGUGCAAGGACUCUGGCCCUAGGGCCUGGCCUCUUACCACCUUGCCGUGCUGUCGGGAUAAUGAGUAGCGUGCGCAGUGGGCGUGGGCGUUGACAGCAGGAUGAGAGGAGCCAGGCCAGCUUGAGCUGCGGCAGGUCCCACCUGCUCACCCACCACGUCCACUUUCCACCUGCCCUUCUUAGGGGGCUGCCUCAGGGAAGGAGCUGGUCCAGCCCCCAUGGAGGCUUAGAGUGGGGAUGUCUGAGGGGGUCUGCUGAGUGAGGGUCCAGGGAGUCCAGUCAGGGCAUGAAAUUCCCUUCCGGCCUCAGCGAGCAGCAAGUUUUGUUUCGCUGUAGGCCUCUCAGCUCAUCCUUUCAUCUUGAGUGUGUGAAUUGCGCAUUCUGCGGACAAAGAUGCUGUUUUUGGUGUUUUUCUUGAAACAAGGAAGAAUAUGUACCCACCCCUACAGACUCUUCAGUCAGCCCCCCAGGGGUACAAAUUCAGGUGGGCUCUUAUCUGGGGAUUAUGGGCACCAGAAAAACUCGCUUAAAAACUGAGGACUGUAGCUUGUAGAAAAUAGUGAUAAAAUAAAAGUAAAGGUUGGUUUGAGACAUUAUCUUCAGAAAAGAGACAAAUUAUGGCAGUCAUCUGUUUCAACUUGUAUUUGAGAAAGUGUUCAUUGUCAUUGCAAAUAUGUACCAACUCUUAGAGUGAACAAAGAACGAAUCAAGUGUCGGCUUGGUUUCCUUGCCCAAAUUGUCUAAAAUAAUUGUUUGACGGCAGCAUGUACUUUACAUUUGACCCUGGCAGCAGCAUCAUUGAGGGUCAUUUCUGUAAGAGAGAAAAAUAUUUUCAGGUUCAUCAGUUUUCCUAAGGGUCUCUUUCCAAAUCUGUCAGUAACCCACUUAUUGCCCUUUGUGGAAACUAACGUGUGUGUGUUUACUCUGCCGGAACCUUAUAUGUUGCCGACUUCCCCAGUAAUUCCAGCAGUCCCCCAGUGUCACUUUUGUCGGCUUUAUGAAAUCCUGCAUCUUUAGUAUGUUUUGUGAUUUAACCCAGAGGUGGCUCUGCCUGGUUGCACCCAUUGAGGGGUUUUGAGUUGGGCCUUGGUUUAUAAGUAAGUGAUUCAUUGACGUUUUCUUGUUAUUAGAAAGUUCCUUCUUUUCAUACAGCUGAGAUCAUAUCAUACGAACGUGUUAGAAGCGUAAGAUUAUGUCAUACACAGUAUUAUCUCCUGUCAUUAAAAAUGUUCCCCAAACCACAGGUAUUUUGUGCUACAUGGACACCAUGUCCAUUGAACUCUUUUGCCAUUAUUAGACAUUUAAGUUGUUUCUACUUUUUCUCUGUAACAAAUACUACUGUCAUAAACUUCUUUGUGCACAAACAGGCCCAAAUCUCUUACGAUAAAAAAUGCUUGCACAUUUUAAACUUUGUGAAACGAGAGCCUGAAAUCGGUCUUGAUAAGGCCCAAUGCGACUGAGGGUCAUGUUUUGCUGAAGAGGUUCAGCCUUCUGCUGGAAGAGUGCUGGCGCUCUUGGCUCUGGGACUGGCCCUUUUGCUUCUUGUUACGUUCAUCUGUGUAUUUGUGAACACCUGUCGCACGUGUUUCCUGCAUUUGGAAACCGGAGGAACAAAAAUGAGGAAGCAUCGGUCCUACCCUCAAAGCACAGGGUCUGGGGGAAAAGUUGGGGAAGGAACUAGAGUAUUAUAGUCAAUGUAGAAAUCUAGAGUGGGCACCCCAUGAAACUUGAGAGAGUUUUUUUUACUGUUUAAAUUCCUCCCUCCAUAAUUCAUAUUUGAAAUGUGUAGGUAUUUGCCGGCUCCUGUUUGAUAGGGGUGUGCUUGCCCUUAAGAGCUUUUGAAUUGCAUGAUACCUGUUGCCAUGGAUGGCCUCCAUAUCAGGGACAUUUUAUCCCUCCUACCUUUUUCCUUCCUUUCUUCUUCCUUCAUUCUUUCUUUUGCUUCCUUUCUGUACUUUAAUUCAUAACAUCCUGUCAUUCAGGCUGUGUCUUCAUGAAAUCACUCCAUCAAGUAUUUGCUUUGGGGGCACCCAUUCAAUUAAUUCAGUAGAUUUGGGGGUUGCCUACUCUGUGGCAAGCCUAGGUAUCAUGGCAAAGACCGCUUUCAGAGAAAGAAAUCCUUUUUUGGGUGAUUGAUCCAUCAGCCCAGGGAAGCAUUGUGGUCAGUGUCCCUGUUUCCUGUCUCGCUGAGGUCACUGACCCUCUGCAAAGGUGUCCAUUCCUUAUAAAGGUAAAGCCAAGUGCCUCUGAUACCACAGGGGGUUGUCAAAGGAGACUUGGGCUAUAAUCGUAUACAAAUUACAUAAUUAUAUUUUUUGCUUUCUUAAAAACUGUGAAAGCAGAUCUUACAAGAUGUCAAUAUUUGUUAUCUGUGGGUGGUACGAAUAUAAUUGUUAUACUACCUUUUGUACUCAUCUAAUCCUCUAAGUUUUUCAAAAAAUGAAAAAAGAAUAAUAGAAAGAAUCCCUACAAGGAAGUCCAGGUCAGGGGUUGGCAGACUGUUUGUGUAAAGGGCCAGGUAGUAAAUAUUUUAGGCUUUGUGAGCCAAGAGGCAAAAUCCAGGCUAUUAUCUAGGUGCCUGCAUAAACCUGAACAUAGCCGUUUACACAUGUGAGAAGCAUUCUUAGCUCACACGCCUUAUAAGCAAACAGACAGCAGGCUGUGGUUUGCCGACCCCUGGUCUAGGGACUCAAGAUCGAUGACUGCUGACAGUUGUAUUUCAGGAUAACAGUUACAGAGCCAUCAAUUCUUUUCAAAAAAUUACGCCACUUGUCAUUUUCCACACUUCAUCUCUCCUAGCCGCAAAUGAAAGGCUAAAAUCGAGGCGAGGAAAAGAUUUUAUUUCUUUGUUUUCAGUUGACCACGUUUCAGGUGUUUUAGUAACUCACUCUGCCUUGUGCGUGUUGUCUAUUUUUCACUUGAGUUGCCAUACAGUCGUGGCCUAAGGUUCCCGAGCCCCCUGCCCCUCCUCUGGGUCGGCACUGCCCUGGAUCCAAGCCUCGGGCCUGUUGAUGCACGAUGCCUGGAAAAGCAAGUUCACAAGCAGUAGGAAGGAUGUCCACAUCACUGACCAGAAACCCUCCCUUGGAGUCCUCCUGAGCCCCACCCUGUGAGGAACCUUCUGGGGACCUCUUGGAGGGAGGUGAACUCAAUUAUCCUGUAAGAGCUUCCAAAGGCGGACUUAGCCAGUGGUCAAAAAUAGCUUAUUGGUCAUGCAAAAAAGAGAGUUUCUGUUUUAAAAAGUGUAGGGUAGUAUUAGUUCCUUUUGGCUAUGCAUAACCAGAAACUCUGACCCGCCUGGCUCAGAGAACAAGGAGGUUUAUCAUUGUGUGCAAACAGAAGGCAGGGAGCAGUGGAGGCUCUCGGCCCGGUGACUCAGGGACCAGGGUCUUGCGUUGAUCUUGAUUCUGCUCCACGCACACCCUGCCCCGUGAGGCCCUUUCCUUAGGGUGGGCCUUCUCAGGUACACGUAGUUCUGGACAUCACAUUCAGACUGACAACCCCAGAGGCAGAAAAUGAACUUUGUAAAAGAAAGAAAACCUUCCCCAGGACCCCUCAGCUGGGGUCCUCCCACAGCCCUGUUUCCAGACCUGGGCCACAGACCCUUUCCCAGCGUGUAGGUGGCGGUAGGAAGAGAAUUGCCACAGCUGCCUCGGUCCUGUUUCUGGGGUAAAGAGCAGGACGUAUCCCAGAACAAAAUCGGGAUUCUUUUAGCAAAGACAAAAAGGAAGGGCAUGGAUAUUGGGAGCAACCAGCAUUGUCUUCCAGGACAAGGAAGAAAAACCCCCACGAUCACACGUUAUUUCAAAAACAGGGCCAAAAAGCACUGUCUCCCGUGUGCAAUCGUGCGCCUGUGUUGGGGGGUUAAAGGUUAAACACAUCAUCUCUGAAACUCACAACAACUUGAUGAGGGAUCUGUCGUCAACCCCUUUUUGAAAUCGAGGAAAUGGCUGUUCAGGGAGGUAAAGUUAGCUUGUCAUGUGGCCUGUAAGUAACAGACAGGAUUCAAAAUCAGUGCUCAUUCCACUGUCUCUGUCUUCCCCCCUCUUGUGAGUAACAUCAGACCUCCUUUUAUAAGGAACAUGGUAAUUCUUUUGUGAUACCAGAAAACACCGGAAUUAUUCUUUUCCUUAGAUAAUAUUGGCAAAGAGGGGAGGUUUGAGUUUCUCCUUCAGGACACCUACUAAAAUACAGCUUAUGAGUUGCCAGAUAUUCAUGUAUUCAUUCACUAUCCAUCCAUUUAUCCAGCAGUCUUCUAUUCUGUUCAUUCUGGGCAUGGAUAUUCAGUUAAAUAGAUUUGGUUUCUGUCCUCAUAGACCAGUUGGGGACACCAAGGUGGGAACAGGAAAUCACAGGACAAAAGUGGAGGAAUGUGCAAAGAACAGGAAGAAGGAGAAUCAACCUGGUCCAGCUUGUCCAGGGAGGUUUUCCCAGAGGAGAGGAGUGAGCAGGCUCCUGAAGGAUGCAGAACAGAGCUCAUCAGGCAGAUGUGGGCAGGAAGGGCAUUCAAGACGCAGGGCGGAGUACAGGCUGAGGCCAGAGCCACAGAACAGCCCGGCGUCGGGGCUAGAGCAUCUUUUCCCUAGCAAAUGUCAUCUCAACACUGUAAAACAUCUUGCUUCCGUGGCUUGCCACCACCUCUGUCUACCUCCCUUGAGUAUUUUUGGAUGGAUUUCCAAUUUGAUACACGAACAUGCCGUCAGUCAAAACAAUCUUUUUAAUGAGCCUCUUGUCCUGACAGCUGUGUUUAAGAUAGGGCAUGGAAACCGGGUAAUGGAAAUCUAGAAAAUUGUCCGUUCUGGAUUGAAACCUUAAUGUGUGCCCCGCACUCCAUCUCACAUGCAAGCCUGCCGUCUUCUUUUAAAAUUAAAGGGGAAAUUAUGCAUAGCGAAAAAGAUGUCAUUUGUGCAAAUAAAAAAAGGAUCUUCUGAUCAGAUACUUAGAAAAGGAUGAGAGGAAGGUAUAAUUAUUGAGCGCCGCCUGAGUGCGUCACAGGCAGCUUCCAGCCAUGUGACUUUGGCUCUGAGUCUCACUUGAUCUUCGAAGCCACCCUAGAGGUGGUUGAUGUUAGUCCUACCUUCCAACUAGGGGAACUGAGGCUCAGAGAGGUUGAGGGCCUUGCCAGGCUCACACAGCUUGGCGGUGGCAGACUGAGGUUCAAGCCCCGUGUCCCCAGACCCCCACCCCAAACUGCCUUUCUGGCAACCAAAUGGUAGGAUUGAUAAAAUACAGCUCUCCCCUUGCAUAUUCCACACGGGGUUUGAAUUUCCAAGUCAUCAGGAAGGGAAUAUUAAAAAGUUGAGCAUAGCCUCCCAUAUAGAAAAGACUAGGGGGCAAUGAGUCUGAAGGUUGCAGGAGCAUAAUUAAUGCUUGAGUCCGGGGUGGGCCGCGAUGCUCUCCUGCAGCCGUGCUCCCUGGGCUUUGGGAGGACCGCUGGGUACCUCCAGGCCCUGGAGAGGAAUGACUUCCUAGCAGCACCGCCCUUUCCCCAGGAUCGUGUCCUUUAUAACUCUUGGUGGGGUGCGGUGGGUGGGAGAGGAAACGUCCUGUUAUAAACAGGAACCGGCCCCUCUCAACUGCCUCCAGGUCUGGGCUCAUAACUGGCCAGUGAAUCUCAUCCCGUGCGCUCUUCUUUGGGGCUUUUGCCACAGAACCACUUCCAUCCUGACCACGCUGAAAAUGCACAGGCCCUUGGUGUUCUCUGAGCCAUUUCUCUGCCAUCGAGAAUUGUGGUUUCGGCCCUCUCUUCCACCUUCUUGUAGUUUCCAUUCAGAGCCUUGAAAAAGGAAGAAUAUAAUUUUUGUUGAUUGUUACUGAGGUGAGGCAAGAAAAGUGUAAUUUACAUGGCUUUUUUUUUUUUUUUAGGGGAGGAAAUUGGGGGGAAAAAUCUUAAAAAGAAGAAAUCUCUUCUGGUUAUAGAGUAUGAGUUGGCCUUGGGUGACGGUCAUUUCAAUUGGUUAUUGGGCCAUUACUUCCUACGCAAGCAAAACAUGAAAAAAAAAAAAGAAAAAGAGAAUCCCAAGAGGAGGGUGUGAAACCUUAAGACGAGCCAGGUGUUUCACAUCGCGUGGACCAGACAUCUGAACAAAUGCCCGGGUGACCAGAUGUUGGCGUGUUACAUAGUGUCCACAAGAGAAUGGGAGGCACAAAGCCAGUGUCCAGCAGUGGCCCAGCCCAGGAGCACCUGGUCCCAUGGUAAUGAGGAUGUCAGCAGCAUCCUGUGGCUGCUCACGCCCGUCAGUAGAGACUCAGCUCCUGUAGGAGAUUCUGCGCCCCUCGCCCCAGGUCAGGUCCCGCCGAGGCAGGGCUGCUUGCGUGGGUGGGAGCUCUGUAACCUGGGACAGUCUCUUCUUGUGCUGAUGCUCCUGCAGCGGACAGGGACAGAUGGGCGCCUGCCCUGAGGCCCAGCCGCAGACCUGGGCAGAGACUCCUUCCUCCCAGGAGCGCUUGCUGCCCCAGGUCCCCAGGGCUCGAGAAGCUGCACUAACUCUGAGUGUCCCCAUGUACCUGAGCAGUCCCUGGACGGCUGAAAGGCUCUGAAACCCACCUGACCUCCCAGUGAAAAGUACAGAAUCAUCUGACAGCCUAGAUUUGAUAUGCCAGAAACAUAGUUUUCAGGAUUUUAUAGGGUAGCUCUGAGAUAGAGAUUUCCUGAGUGGAACACGUAAAAGAUACAGCGUUGAAUGAAUGAAAACAAGUUGCAGGCCCACGGAUAGCAUAUUCCAUGUUUGUGUAAUUAUAUGUCUGUGUAUAUAUGUGUGUUUCUCUGUUGCUGUCAGUGCCAUUGAGUGGAUUCCGAGUCCUACCGACCGUGUGACGGCAGAGCGGAACCCUGCCUGGUCUUUCUGCACCGUGCCCUCACCUAGUGCCACGUCAGACAAUGCUCCACUGCAAUUCACAGGGUUUUUCAUGGCCAGUUUUUCUGGAAGUGGGGGGCUAGGUCCUUCUGUGUAUUACUAUAGACCUCUCUCUAAUAUCUGUAUUAUUAGUAUACACAUUCCAGUUAUCUGGACAAUACACACUGAACUCCUAAAAUGGGAAGAGAGAUUCCCCUCCCCCUCCUUUUUUUAUGCUCUGUGUUUUUAUAACAUUUGAUUUUAUUUUUAGCAAGCAUUCCUUUCUUUGUUCUUUUAACGUCUUAUUCAGAAAUAUUGUCAAGCUUACAGAAAAGUUGUAAGUAAAAAGAAUACCUGUAUACCCUUUGCCCAGAUUUAGCUGGCACUUUACCCCAGUUGCUUUAUUUUUUUUAUUAUUUGUGGGAGAUAUUGCAAAUAUAUAUAUUUUUCUGAUUUGUUUGGGGGUAAGUUGCAUGAAUCCUGUAUAUGCGUUUUUGCACUUUGGUCCCGUGAUUUUUCUUGGCAUUCCUUCUGUAUCAAUUGAUGGAGAUCCUCCUCCUCCUUUACAGCUGCAGCGUGCGUACCACAGUUUGUUCAACUGCUCUCCUAGAGCAUGCAUUACCUUUGAAGGCAAAAGAACAAUAAAGAUAAAUAGUGGGGGAAAAAUGUAGAAACGACUGAAAAGAACAGGCUGAAGCUCUGAUAGAAAGUCUUUGUUGUUUUUAAAGUGGGCGGGGCUGUGGGAAGCCAGGUGGCCGCUGGGCCCUGGGGCUGCCCCUCGACUCACACAGGCAUAACAGAGGUGUCAGGAGGUCCAGUCGACCUCCUUAGGCAGGGGUCCCUGGAAGCCGAGCCAGAAACGGGGGCUGGAGCACACAUGAGGGAGGGUCUUGAGAACAGGGAAGUGAGAACGUAGGACAAGGCAAGGAGCAGAGCUGAGCAAGGUCACCUGCUGAGCUGGGGUCAGACUGCAGCCUGAUCCAGCCAGAGCCCCAGAGCACGAAUCGCACCAUAGACGUGGUCCCGCCUGGAGGCAGGGGGCCAGCCCCUCCAACCCCCGAGGACAGUAAUCCAUUGUAGAAACGUUGAAGAAUGAAAAAUAAUACAUGGAAUGCGGCGCGCUCACAGUGCCUGACCCACAGCAGAUCUUGAGCAAAUGAUAGCUCUUGCUAUUAUGGCCGUUACUCCCUUUUUUCCUUUUUUGUUCUGUAACAGCUUUAUUCUCAUACCAUAUAAUUCACUUAUGGAAAGUAUACGAUUCAGCGGUGUUUAGUCGAUUCACAGAGGUGUGUAUCCAUCCCCAUAGUCGACUUUAGAACAUUUUCAUGACCCUACAAAGAAACCUUGUGCCCUUUAGCUGUCACUCCCCCAUUUCCUUCCAACCCCUUCCUUCCCUCCCUGCCCUAGAAAUCUACUUUCUGUCUCUGGAUGUUUCUGUCUCUGGAUAUUCCAUAUAAAUGGACUCAUACGGUACAUGGUCUGGGAGCUCACCUUUUGCACCCUCAUGUUGUUAGGUCGUUGGCCAUGCCCCACCAAGAGGAGGUACCCUCUGAGCCAGGCGGCUCUGGUUCAGUCAUUCAGGACUCAGGAGAAGGGCAGCUGUGAGCCCUUAGCAGCCAGCCCUCCCAGCCACCGGAGGAUGGACGCAGCAGCCUGUAAAGGGACCUGCCCAGGACACGGACGUCCAUUGGGGGAAUUGUGUGAAAUGGCUCCUGUAAGAGUAAGAUGAUGGGGAUUAUCCAGCCUGAUAAAAGAACAGGAAGGGUGGCCUUACUCAGAGUUUCUGGAUAAACAGAAACAUAUUGUCUGUGGUCCUGGGCAGUCUCCCUUUUAAUCUUUGCAAGGCUCCCCCUUGUAAGACCGCCAAGGAAUGAAAUCUCAGCAACCAAACUCUCACACGCUUGGUGGGAAUUUAAAUUGGUCAUUUUCUGAAGGAUAAUUUGACAAAGUCUAAGCUAUGGGAAUAUGAAAGACCAAACUUUUCCCCCAAGAUCAGGAAUAAGGAAAGAGCUGCUUUCACCACUCCUGUUUCACGGUAUAUUGGCGGUUCUAGCCUUUACAGAAAACGAGACAAAGCAUAAAGGUCAGAAAAGAAGAAGUGAAACUGUUCCCGUUUCCAGAUGAUAUGACUGUUUACUUAGAAAAUCCCAGGAACCUGUAAAACAGUUACGAGAACUAACAAGUGAAUUUAGCAAGGUCUCAGGGUAUCAGGUUCAUAGACAGAAAUCAAGUGUAUUCUUAGAUACCAGCAGCAAACCACUGUCAAGUGAAAUUAUAAAAAGAAUUCAAUUUGUAGUAGCACCACAAAACAUAAAAUACCUAGGAAUAACCAAGGACGUGAAGACCUCUGCCCUGAGAACUACAGAACAUUGCUGAGAGUAAUCAGAAAAGACCUAAGCGGGUGGGUGGGAAGGUAGACCAUGUUCAUGGACUGAAAGACUGUUGUUAAGUUGGCAUUUUGCCCAAAUGACCUAUAGGUCAACGUAAUACCAAUCCAUUUUAGAAAGGUUGAAGAGCUAAAAAUAGUACCAAUCAGAAUUCCUGCAGUCUUCCUCUGGAUAGAAAUCUGCAAGCAGAUUCUAAAAUUUCUGUGGAAAUGGAAGUUACCUAUAAUAGCCAAACAAUUUUGCAAAAGAAGAACAAAAUUGAAAGACCUACCUUAUUGGACUUCAAGACUAACUGUAAACCUCCAGUGAUCAAAACUUUCUGGCAUUUGGUAUUAAAAGAAACAAAUAGAUCAGUGGAAGAGAAAUAGACCCAAACGUAAAUGGUCAGUUUUCACCAAAAUUGCUGAGCCAGUUCUGGAAACAACCCCAGUGUACUCAACACUUGAUAAACAAAUUACAGGCUAUCUGUACAAUGGAAUAUUACUUAGCAAUAAAAAGGACGAACUGUUGAUGCAUCAACGUGGAUGAAUCUUUCAAAAUUGUGCCUUCAUGAUCCUUCCAUGAAAUGUUUCAAAAUCAUGCUGAGUGAAAGAAGCCAGACCAAAAAAAGUGGGCACACUGUCUGAUUCCGUUUCUGUGAAGUGCAAAUUAAUGCGUAGGAGCAGAAAGCGAGUCGGUGGCCGCCUGGGACAGGGAUGGAGAGAGAGCGACUCUGAAGGAGCGCGAGGAAACUUUGGGGAGUGAUAGACGUGUUCAUGAUCUUGACCUUGGUGAUGGCUUCCAGGUUCGUACAUAUGUUAAAAUCGAUCAAAUAUGCUGCUUAGGGUCCUUCAAUUAUACUUUAAGCUGGACCAAAAGAGGGGAGGUAUGCUCAGACUCAGCAGUUCAUAUUCCUCGUAAAAUUUGAAAGCUGUGGACCCUGGCGCUAGCCUUUUUUUGUCUAUUUGUAUAUGUGGGGUAGUUACCAUUUUUGCUCUGCGAAAGUGCCUCAUUGUAUUUGUCAUAUGGUAUUAAUAAUUCAGGCUUCUAUGAAAGAAAUAUUCAAUGCUUUAGUUAAUUGAUAUAAUAAUAGCUUCCAUUUAUUAGGUGCCUACCAUGUGCCAGGCACAAUAUAGCUGUUUCUCACAGCAGCAGCUUCACGAGGUAGCUCUUAUCAUCCCCACUCUACAGAUGAUGAAACUAAGGCUAUUCAGUGAAAAAGUGCCAAUGCUGGGACAGGAUAUCCACGUCUGCCCCACUGCAGAGCUGUGGUGGUCAGGAUAGCAGCCGCCAGCCACAUGUGGCUGGUCCAGACUGAGGGGAGCUCUACGUAUAAAACACACUCUGGAUUUUCCAGACUUACUGUGAAAAUAAGAUUGUAAGAUUAGUAAUAUUUUAUAUAUUGAUUACAUCUUGAAGUGAUAAGAUUUUAGAUAUUGGGUUAAAUAAAAUACAUAACUAAAAUUAAUUUUACGUGUUACUUUUUAUUUUUUUAAUGUAGCUACUAGGAAAUUUAAAACUACACAAGAGGCUCACAUCAUAUUUCUCUUGAACUGCCUCUUCAGAGCUCUUUCCACUUUACAUUGUCUUUAGAAAGGAUAAGUAGGAAGUUAACAGCGUAUGUUUAUAUUUAUUGAGUGUAAACUGUAUGCCGAUUAAAUUUCAGUUUCUUAUUGGUACGUGUAUUUACUCUAUAAGCCCAUUACCUACUUAAUUUCAAGCAAAAAUUGUCAGCAAACAAUUUUUUUAAUGUGUCAGAUCUGAACGACUAUUUUAGAUGGAAGGAUGUGGACACUCGCAGGUGGACGGAGAGGUCUCUCUGACCCUCAGCAUAGAUGCUCUUGUUUAUCGAAUAACUGAGUAAUUAUUUAUGGAAUAAUUUUGUGUUCAUUAAAGCAGUGUUCUCUAAAUAUA